This is a messenger RNA of Linnemannia hyalina, 1179 nucleotides long. Lineage: Eukaryota; Fungi; Mortierellomycota; Mortierellomycetes; Mortierellales; Mortierellaceae. The record is from the annotation of a GenBank genome assembly.
AUGCCAUAUGUCCGCUACUUCAAAUACAUCGUCCCCCUGCAGAUCGCGACAGGACUACUCAGUCUGGUCAUCAUCUUCAUAGUCUUCAUCGGCCUCAAAGUAGACGGUCCCCACUUACCACCACCCGACCUCAACAGCACCAAUGGCACCAUCACCACACCACCUCCACCCACCAGCUCGAACCAAACAACAACCAGAACAGAAGAAACCAUUGCCACAAGCAGCGAGGGCAACUUCCUGACUUAUGAACAACUCUCCAUCAGCAUCCUCGUCGUCAUCGGCUGUGUCAUCUCUCUCCUAGCCCCCUACCGUCUAAAACCCAACUACCGGUUCUCCAUGGUCUGGGUCAUGUGUAUCGCAGGACUCGUCGCGGGGGUCUCACAGUUAAUCAUGAUUGGGUUACGGGGUGGAUGUUCGGCUGCGUAUUACAAGGAGCAACAGUCGAGGUGUUCGAUUCAGUUGGCGGUGUCGACGAUGGAUUUGAUGUGGGUUGUAAUGUUGUUAAUGGAGGGGGUGUUGAAUUAUCAGAGGUGUGUUGAUAAGGAUUUCCAGACGCGGUUGAGGGAGCAGGAGGAGGUGGGGUCGGAGAGGUGGAGGUGGAGUGUUACGAGUGUGGUGUAUAAUCCGGAUGUGGAGUUGGCUCAACGGCAGCAGCGAAUUGAGGAGGAGGAGGAACGAGAGGCUUAUGCUGCUGAGGUGGCCAGAGGAGAGGGAGGAGAGCAUGGGGAUGAUGAAGGAAGCGAUGUUGAUAGAAAUCUGGAGGAAGGCGAGACUGGACCUACAGGAGAGUCUUCAACAGGACGAAGGAGGAGGACCGCGAGGAGAUUGGCGAUUCAGACUCCGGUCGAGGUGGAACCAUUGCCCAAGUACAAGCCCAAACCUGCAAUUGGACAGCCCCGGAUCCAUGACCUUGGAAACAUGCCUCUUCCACCGUCGUCACCGUCGACCCCAUCCUUUCCCGUGUUGCCUCUUGAACCGACUUCGUUUUCGUCUUUGCCACCUUCCCCUGAAGGGGUAUUGCCUUCGACGUCGAUGACGAUAACGACAAGCACAGGAGGAACGGAUUCAGGAGUAACGGCAGGAACAGGAACAGAAACAGGGACAGGAAUUGGAUCAGGAAUUGGAUCAGGGGCAGAGGGCACGAUACCUUCGUCUCUCCCUCCCUCCUAUUCGGCCUAA